UCUCUGUCUCUGCCCUCCCUCUCUAUCUCCCUUUCUGCUCCCUCCUCUCAGCUCGAAACAUAUAAGAGCGAGACCGGAGCGCACACACAAAGUCCACCCUGCUCACGUGCACAGACACAUUCGCUGUGCAUACAUCGAGUAGAGCAGAUCAGAAAUCUUCACCCCUCUCCUCAGCUUCAAGAAAGCACCUGUGUGGAAAAGAAAACGUGAUCUCACAGAAUUUCAUUUUUUUUUGGUGCAAAUUCAGCUAUGGAAGCCAAGAAGUGGAGGUAGAAGCAACCAGAGGUUCUUCUAAAGGGAAUACUGAACUCUUCAUGUUUGAGCUCAGGUUUUGUUUUGUUUUGUUUUUGUUUUUUCUGCAAGCUAAGCUCUUGUUGACAGGAACGUCUCUGUGAUUUGGAUUUUCUUUUUUAAACAGGUCAAACUGUUUUUUUUUUUUGUUUUGGAGCGGUUUGUGUGCGUGAAGAGCGCAGAAGCAGGAAAUAUGUCAAGCGGACGGCUCAGUCACCUGUUGAAGGGAGUCCUGGUGCUCCUGCCAGCAGCUGUAAUUGUAGCUGGAACGAGGAGUAAACUUUGGGAGGUGCCCACUGGUCCCUUCGCAUCCUCUUCCAAUCAAACCGAGAGCCUCCAAUGGGAACACUGUCAGUACCGCCACCUAAAGGACAGAGUGAGAAUCACAGCAGACAUCCCACCAAGACUGGACGGGACGUGGGUAUCAACGAGGUGCGAGGUUCGGCCCGGUCCAGAGUUCCUCACCCGGUCGUACACCUUCCAUUCCCACCGUCACUUCCAGGCACUGCAGCACUACUACACCGAGAGCAGCUGUGAAGACCCGGCCUACUCCCUGACGAUCAGAGGCAAGAUCCGUCUGCUCCAGGCCUCCUGGAUCACCCGUGGGGCCACGGAGGCAGAGCACCACCUCAGCAGCGUGGGAAUUGUGCUUCACAGCGUGGCCGCCAAGCAGAGGCUGGCCUCCAGAUUGCCCCCAGCCUGCGUGAGCCUGAGCAUCAGCGAGGCGGUGCCGGGGAAGCCGUACGAGCUGUACGGCAGCCGCGCAGGGAGAGCGUGUCUGGCAGCGAUGGGCUUCUCCGUGGCAGAGAUGGGUCUGCUGCGUGUGGAGACGCAGCGCCGCAGCCACGGAGGAGAGGUGCGGGAGCUGUUUUUAGGGGAUAUUCACACAGACUGGGCCCAGAGGACACAGCACCGACCCACUGGGUACCAGCAGCCACUGCAGAACGCCAUGCAUCACAUCCACCCGUGCCCUGUGUGCGCUCUGGUGUACCGCUCCUCAGAGCAGCGCCCCCCGGUGUUACCUCGGGCUCCUGCAGUCCCUCUGUCCCUGGCCGGCCACUGGGUCAGCCAGCGCUGCGAGACCCGUCCCAAUGUACUCUUCCUCACCCGAGACUUCACCUUCGAUCCGAGCCAGCACGUCUGGGAAGGCGUCUACCGUCAUUACGUGGACUCGGCGUGCUCACAGCCCACUUUCACCCUGUCAGCAUUGGGCCACUACGCUCAGGGAAACCCCUCCUCCAAACUCUCAGGAGCCACCGAGUUCGUCUUCAAGGUAACGCAGGUGAAAGUCACGGCCAUGGACGAGUCCACCGCCAAGCUGCUGAACGGCACAAGGCCGGGAAAGUGCGGACGGGCGGGAGACUGGAGGGUCGGGGUGGAACAGGACCUGACCCCCACCAACGGGUGUCCUAUGCUGGGCAUCAAGCUGCCGCACAAGGAGUACGAGCUCUUCAAGAUGGAGCUGGACCACAGGAAACACCUGCUGCUGUUCACUGGAGAGAGACCGACUGACGGGUCCAGUCCCGAUCGACCACUGAGGCGGCCCACCUCCUUUCAGGCUCCCAUGGUGCUUUGCAGCGAGGGAGAGACACGCCCGUCCUUCUCAACUUUCAGUAGCAAGCAAGUGCAGUUGGCCGGUGGGACGGCGGGUCUGGAAAAGCUGGCGUUGCUGGUGUUUGGAUCCGCACUGUGCGGCUGGCUCGGUGUUUAUUAGAGACGUUUCCACCAAUCAAGGCCUGGUUCUCGGCUCAAGCCGGUGAUGGAUGUUGUUUGUCAGCUGAAAUCACCUCGCUCCUUUAAAGACUAGACCUGAGACAGAGGCGGGAGACAUUUAAAAGAGCUGAAUAAUUUUUUUACAUCUGGAACUCAGAUGCCAUCUAAUGGAUAAAAGACUCUCGUGUUAAACAAGACACUCAUCUGGAAAGGACUGAAAUCAGAUGGAAAAGCAGCGAUGACAAUAUUUAUCCAAAAGUGCCACAGUCCCAUAAAUAAAUAUAAUACUAAGCAGUUAGACCAUACUAAAUAGAAUUGGUAAUAAUUACAUCAAGCAUUUGUGAUUGAUGCAUUAUUAUCUCAUGUACGAAUACACAAAUAAUUCAAAUACAUGACAAAUAAUCAGAAGGGACAAUAGCUACUGUCUAUAAAAGUUUAUGGAUUCUUGGUCUACAGUGCAUCAUAAAUUAAUUUAAUCACCAGCUCAUCAAUAAACUCAAGGCAAGGCAAAUUUAUUUGUAUAGCACAUUUCAGUUCAAAGACAUCGCAAAGUGCUUUACACAAUACAGGAAAAUAAAACAGAACAAAAGCAAGUUGGAAGAAAAUUGUGGAACCAAAAUUUAAAAUGGGAAUUUAGAAACUAAAAGCAAAUAUGAAAAACAG
Fundulus heteroclitus (mummichog) is the source of this 2667-nucleotide messenger RNA. It is a transcript of the gene apcdd1l, whose product is annotated as adenomatosis polyposis coli down-regulated 1-like. Gene Ontology annotation, biological process: negative regulation of Wnt signaling pathway. NCBI's taxonomy places the organism in Eukaryota, Metazoa, Chordata, Actinopteri, Cyprinodontiformes, Fundulidae. The coding region runs from base 485 to 2005 and encodes 506 amino acids. The transcript has 4 exons. Gene Ontology annotation, molecular function: Wnt-protein binding. The record is from RefSeq and is a predicted model, not a curated record. Gene Ontology annotation, cellular component: plasma membrane.